This is a messenger RNA of Macrosteles quadrilineatus (aster leafhopper), 3089 nucleotides long. It is a transcript of the gene fwe, whose product is annotated as calcium channel flower. The record is from RefSeq and is a predicted model, not a curated record. Gene Ontology annotation, biological process: vesicle-mediated transport. Gene Ontology annotation, cellular component: membrane. Lineage: Eukaryota; Metazoa; Arthropoda; Insecta; Hemiptera; Cicadellidae. The transcript has 7 exons. The coding region runs from base 150 to 701 and encodes 183 amino acids.
GUCACUUCUGUUUCUCUGUGUGUGGUGUCUUCGUUCUUCGUUCUCAAUUUUUGCGUACAUAUUUUGUAGCUUUGUUGAUUUUACUGCGUUUUUCAGUAUAUUGAAGAUUUUUUCACCUUUAGAAAGUAAUCCGGUCAUUAUAUUAUACAAUGUCCUUUGCUGAAAAAAUUGGAAGUUUACUGCAGAGACCAAAUGAAGAUCCAGUGCCAAAGGAUGAUGUUCCAUGGUGGAUGAAAUAUGCUGGAAGAGGUCUAGGUACUGUUGGUGGUGGAAUGGCAAUUUUCCUGGGCAUGUGGAACUGUAUUGGAAUACUUUUGGGCAACAUAGAUUGUUUAUUAGGCGGCAUGUGGCAAAUGGUUGCCGGAUUCUUGGUGAUUGUCAUCGAGGCUCCAUGUUGCUGCAUGUUUAUUGACUUUGUACAGACUCUCAGUGACUAUGUAGACAAGCGUCCGUAUUGGAACCGAGCUGUUCUUUAUGGAGGUAUCGCUAUUCCGGCCAUUGUGUUCUGCCCGGGAUUGGGAAGCUUGUUUGGAAGUGGUCUGAUACUUGGAACCGGCGUUAUUUACGGGAUGAUGGCUCUGGGUCGCAAAGGGUCACAGCAAGACAUGGCAGCCAUGGCGUCUUCUCCCACCGGAGUGGUGAGUCAGGCCGACCACCACACCACACUGAUGGAGGACCCGGAUGUGUGGCGUCCUACGUAAACAGUGUCGCCAACGUCACUGAGGCAGGCAUCACCAGAGGAGAUGAGACAGAAUGCAUCCCAACUUGUAGACAACGCGCAGCCUAUCGGAGUCAGCCAACCUGCCAAGGUGCCCCCUGUGUGACCCCCCUUCUUUACCCCCUCCCUCCUCAGCUGUGGCCUACCCUCCGACCUUAGGGGUAAACUCGUGUCUUCAGUUGUUAAUAGUUGAAUUUCGAUGAAUAAAUAUAUUUUUUGUUAGACUGUCUAAGACAGUCGUGUAAUUAGGUUGUCUUUCAUGUUACCCAAUGAAAUUGUUAGUCCUGGUGAUUAUAGUUUUAGCCGUGCUAUGAUUGUCGCUCUAAAAAUUGUAUAGUCAUUGUAUAUAAGUGAUAUCGGUACUUAUUAGCAAAGUUUGUAUAUUUGCAAUGAGCGUGGAGAUGAGGAGAUUCUAAAAAACAAUACGAAGAAUUGAUGUUUCUAAAAUUGCAAAAUUAUAGUAAACUGGCUGGUUGAUACAGCGGUAGUUUCUUGUAAUCUAGGCAAUAUCAAUCCCCCCCCCCCAAAAAAAAAAAACAUAUCUGAUUAUCCUGGUCAAAGAUGCUUCCUUCAGCUCUAAUAACAGAUUUUAUUUUGACAACGUAUAUCCCUUGAAUAGUGAUAAAACAAUCACGUCUCUAAUACACUAGUUUAAUAUUUGCACUUUCCUAUUCCCAGUUCUUCCUAUUUCUUACCCCUUACACUGUUAGGCUAGUAAUUUUCUGCACAUACAAGUUUCAAUGGUUUCAAAUAAAAAGUAUUUGCCAAUAUUUUACCGACAUCACUUAACUAGGAGGGUAAUAAGUUAAGGUUGCAUAUCACUGUCUAUAUAGUUGAGAUGCUACUCUAGUGUACAGAAGUUGUUUGAGAGUGUAUGUUUGUUGCCACAGCUGAUAGUAUGUCGUGUUCACUGUUAUAGAAGAUUCUCAGUGUAUCCUAUUAUAAAGUUAGGCAAUUGACUGAUUAUUUUAUUAUAUUUUACAUUCCUUGAUAGCUCACUUAAGAUAUUUUAUAGUUAAUAGUAAUAAAGUACUUUAUUUAGUAGCAACGAAUCAGGUGUUUUAGGCAAAAAAAUUUUACUUUUGCAGCUAAUUGUUUUUAUUAGAUCGUCAACUAAAGCCGUAUUAUUUAUCCAUAGCUGUACUAUUUAUUGUAUGUGUAAUAGAUGUAUUUAGUAAAUACUGUGUGGUAAUACUAACAUUAGUGGAAUUGCAUUUAAAAACUGUCCAAAAAGUUAAUAAAUAGUUUUGGUCAAUUGAGGGUUAUUAUUUUUGUCUAACAAGUAUUUUAAUAAUAUAGAUUGAAAUUGUGAUUUAUUUUAAUUUUAACAGACUAUAGAAAUCAUUAUGCUGGUAAUAUUUUUGCCUCAUAACUAGCUUCACAAAUGAAGAAGCAUUUAAAAAGUAUCCUUCCAAAUUGAUACUAAUCAAUGUAAAUAACAAAAGAUAAAUACAGAUGGAACUCACAUGUAAAUUACAAUAAUGUUUUGCAAAAAACAAGUAAUUUUAUAAAAGUGAACAGUAAAAAAAUUGAAUAAGUUAAUGGUUUUACCAGGUAAUCCAACAAUGUUUCUACUCCCUUUACACCGUCAACUGAAAACAACAGUAUUUGAAACAGUCAGUUUCCAAAACAAUUGACCCAAGGACAAUAUAGCGUGUGUUAGUUGUGAGAUAUACCAUUUAAAAUAUCUUUAGUAAUGUUUGAUAACGUAUAAUAUAGAGUGGAAUUAAGGCCCCAUUAGAAAAAAGGCUAUGCUGCAGCGCGGGCAGCGCAGCACUAUGUCACAGUGGUGGAUAGUUGUACUAAAGUUGCCAGAUGUAAUACCAUUAAGUCUGACAAACAGCCAGCUUAUUUGCCUAAAAAAAAUGGGAUAUGGCAGUGAAUCUAUCCACAAGUGUGACGUCAUGGAUCCUGCAGCAUGGCCUGUUUUUUCUAGUGGGGCCUUGGUGGAAUAGGCUGGGUUCUUACUAGUCAAUAAGAAAACAUCAUCUGACUAUCUGGUAGAAUUAGCUUGUAGAAAGAAUGUUUUAUCAGUUGUUUGUAGCUGUGAGUGAAUAAAAGGGGAAUAGUUUCCUCUAGUUGUUAAGCAAAACAGUUUUUAAUUAAUAUAAACACAAUUAUUAUUUUUUUGCCAUGAAAGCACAAUUUUCAUAGAGAUUUUGUUUUUGAUGUCAUAAAAAUUCAUAUUUAUAAAAAAUUAAAAGUGAAAAUAUUUGUCAAAAUCAUCUAAUGAUAAUAGUCUUUACUGUUUUGUGUUGGAAGCCCUCUAAAAGAACAUGAUAUCAAAAUGGUCUACAUUGUAAAAAUGUUUAAUGAAUACAAUAUUGUAUGUAUAUAAUUUGUGUUUUUUUAAUUACACUAUUAAUAUCCA